This is a messenger RNA of Symbiodinium sp. CCMP2592, 3132 nucleotides long. The record is from the annotation of a GenBank genome assembly. Lineage: Eukaryota; Dinophyceae; Suessiales; Symbiodiniaceae.
AUGACUCCAUGCAUUGCAGCCAUCUAUCGCCAUUGCAGGGCCCUUGGCUCGCAGGCAGAUUUUCAGCUCCGUCCUCCAUCUCGCUUGCCCAUCAUGCCUUUGCAGUCGGAUGUGCGAGAGCGGCUGCAGGCUUUCCUUCGAGAAGCCUCGGAUGGCGACGGCCUUGUCCGAAUCGUGGAGAACUGCUUGAACUACUUGAAGUCCAAGCAUCUCUUGACCUCCAUGAAGUUGGAGGCGAGCCUUGUGGGGAUCCAUCCCUGCAACCGGGAUGGGUACGGAGUGAAUCCACAAGACGUUCGUGAUCUUGUGGACUCGAUUGUCGAUGUGGGCUAUGUCCCCACACGUGUGCAUGCGGUCGGUGUCGAAGUCGAAGGAGACUGGGUCCGGCAGUGGAACAAGAAGCUGUUCGAGUCAGCCCACGGUCUUCUCGGAAGCCUUGAGCCGGAAGCGAUCAAGAUCACUUCGAUCUGCGGAUCACAUACCAAUUGCGCUUUGCGACUUUUUCAACAAGGUGCAAGCCACGGCAACGAGGUCGUGAGUGUGGGUGGAAAGCUCAGCAUGGAGCUUCUUCGUGCUCGGGAUGCUUCGUUCCACGAAGCAGCUGAUCAAGGCCUGACGUGGGACGUGAUCUCCUCCUCCGUGGCGGAAGAGUUCCCAGAGCUGAUCAGCUUGAUAUCCCGGUCAGGCAACACAUCGCUUCAACGAGGAGAACAUGAGCUACAAGUACUCCGUCGCAUCCAUUCCACGUACUACCGCUUGCAGACUCAGACUGGCCAAGCACCGGCUUUUGCAUCUCUGAAGAAGUUGAUAUUGGCCAGCAAACCAAGCUGCCAUGCCUCCGUACCCCACAUGUUUACGUUUUGUCUGAAGGCUUCCGGGGGUGCCGAUGCGAGCUUCCUUCAGGAGACGGAGUCCUUUGUGCGGGCUUACUGCCCUUCUUCUCGGCAAUUGGGGCCUGUCCUGUGGGAGGCUUUCGGGCAAGAUUGCCGAGGGCACCAGUCAGAUCCCGUUGCAGCAUUUCGCCAUGCACUCAUGAAGCAGGCAUACUUGAGGCAGAAUGUGACCAUUGCUGAUGUGAAGAAGAUGACUUCUAAAGAACUCUUCCCCAAGGUCAAGGAAGCUGACAACAUGAUCCUCACGGUCAGGGGCAUCUUAAGGGAUGGAGCUCGCGAUUUCAUGACGGAUUCGCGGGUCGUGCAGGCUCUGGCCACUAUGGAUAUGACGAUAGCAUCGCACGUCCUCGGCAUCAAGGUGCCGGACGAGAAAAAGUACAAAACAGUCCAAGCGAUUGGGCACGAUUUUUUGCUCGUGGCAAGAAACCUGACCGGUGUUGCACUCCCUUUGCCAUGGGAGUCGGUGUCUGAGCAAAGUGAACCAGCUGCAACUGCAGCGACUGCUUCCCAGCCUUCUGCUGCAGGUGUGAUGCUUGAGCUUGCUGAAGACGGCAGUAUCAAGGAACCUGAGAAGAUAUUGGCCUCCAAGGGUUUCGCUAUGGGUGCACACAUCCGUCGCAAGGUUGACAAAAUCGAGGGAGUUCUUUCAGAAGUGAAAGGUCAGAUGGUCUUUGUGAAGAUGGCUUCGGGAAAGACGGCCAAGGUGGAUCUCAAUGUUAUCCUGGCUGGAGAUUGGGUCGUGUUUGUUCCUCGUGUGCAGCCCACAAUGCUAGACAGCUUGGACCAGUACCAGCACCAUGUGGAUUUUGAUGCCAGCAUUCUUGCAUCGAAGAUUCAGCUUGAGCUCUACAAGCUUCACCAGUCCAUGGAGUGUGGAUCGGAGCACCUGAAAUUGCAGCUGAAGCCUUCGAGGAUGUUGCUUGCCAACUCGGACAUCAAGAAACUCUGCAUGGUGCCCAUGACCAACAAGGUCGUGCAGAAAUCCCAGGGCCAAGGCAACACCAUGUUUGAGGUGCAGACGGACUGGCAAGGAGACGACCGCAAGUUUUGGCUUUCCGGAGCCAACAUUCUACCCAAAGAUAACGACGACGACACUUGCAAACAUGUGGUAGUUCCCUUUUGGUUGGUGCAGCACAGCCAUCAGGAAGAGGAUUGCAAUGUGAAGCUUGUUUGGAUUGCGGGAACAGAGAAGAGCAUCAAGAUUCCGGUUUUUAAGAACACCAAGAAGAUCCCGGAAGGCAGCCCCAUUGUGGCUCCCUUGGAGGAAGUGGAGGACGACCACAAGACUUCGGCGCAGAAAAGAGCAUCGGCGAGCUCAGGUGUGCGAGCUUGUGCUGUGCGGAUGGAAAUGCAGUGCAGCUUUAUAUGCUUCUGUAUGCAAGUGCAGGAUGCAUCGCCCGUGAUGAAGUGCAGGUGCAUUGUUGAAGUUGCUGCUUGCAUGGAUGUGUCGUUUUCGCCUAGGCAGGGCAUGUGUGCUCGCCGGCAGAAAACAGCUCCAGCCUCGCAUCAAACCAUUUCCCCCGUGCAUCGCAUCAUCAUGGCUUGCUUCGAGAUUGUGACGAAACAGGUUGUCGUGCUGGGUGACCGAAGCUGGAUGCCAACCCAAAAGAGUGUCGACGACCGGGUCUUCUGUGCUGUCUCGAAAUGGUCCCCGCAGCUUGUGAAAAUGAUCACAGGCAAACGACUGGACUUGCGGUCCGGCCAAGGGGAAUCAUCGGGGUCGCUGAACAUAAAGCUCUUUGACGAUUUGAUCGAGAAGAGGCAGGCUGCUUGCGACAAGCUGCUGGAAGAGGCCCUGAGGGACGAUGAAGCCGACGACGAGCCCAAGAAGAAGAAAAGCAAGAAGGAUAAGGUGAAGGCUUUGGCCAAGCACGUGCACCUGUUGCCGGCGAUCGUCGACAUUACGAUCGAUGGCUUUCAGCUGUCGAUCCUCAGCGAGGGCCUGUCUACCGGGAGCAUCUUCGUGGAGAUGCUCUCCGAAAAUUUCAAUUGGCUCAUGGAGCAGGCGAAUCGACAAAUGCCUGUCGAUCGGAAGAAAAGAAGGCACAGCUCCCGGGACAAGACCGAUGCCAGCGAGGAUUCCGACAAGGAGGCCAAGAAGGUUCCAGCGGCGAAAGCCAAGGGCAAGGCCAAGGCAAAAGCUAAGAGCCCGGCCCUGAAGAGCAUCCUGAAUGGCUCCCCGGCCAAGAACCCGGCCCCGAAGGGCAUCGUUGGCUCCCCGGCCAAGGCCAAGAAGUGA